This is a messenger RNA of Dendrobium catenatum, 1360 nucleotides long. Its product is annotated as late embryogenesis abundant protein 31. Lineage: Eukaryota; Viridiplantae; Streptophyta; Magnoliopsida; Asparagales; Orchidaceae. The transcript is spliced from 2 exons. The record is from RefSeq and is a predicted model, not a curated record. Bases 433 to 1206 code for a protein of 257 amino acids.
UGUUAUUCGAGAGAAAAAUAUACCCAACAGUAUUCGCUCAUUAACCAAACUAAAUAAUGGUGGGUCAUUAUAUAUAUUUAAUAUAUGUUAUGAUAUAAGAACUCAUAUAAAUAUAUUGAUUGCAGAUUUUGAUUAUCAAUUAAGAAAUUUUGGGUUUAAAGUUUGUCAUAUGCAAAAGUUACCAAAAUUUUAGGCUAAAAUAUUUUAAUUAAAAUUUAAUCGAACUGUUCCUUAAAAAAAAUCUGUCGUAGGUACGUUGACACGCAAUAACCUUUUCAAACCGUUGGACCGCCACAUGUCGUAAGGACAAGCCACACUCCACCACGUGCCAUCACCCCAUCCCACGUGUUACAAUCUCCUCUUCACCUCUCCCUUUAAAUACACCGGUGUACUCUGGGAUGAUUCACUUCGAUUCCGAAGCUCCAAUCAGCCAUGAGCAAGAAUGAACAACCCCGCCGCCGCUCCGACCAUCUGGAUGAACCCAUCAAGUAUGGUGACGUUUUCCCGGUCCAAGGAGACCUUGCCGGUGAACCCAUCCGACCUCGCGACGCCGCGUUGAUGCAGACCGCCGAGAACAAGAUCACCGGCAAGACCCAAAAAGACGGCGCUGCCGCCGUCAUGCAGUCCGCUGCCACCUUUAAUGAGCGCGCCGGCCUUGUCGGCCACGACGACUUCACCGACGACGCAGCCAUUCGAGGAGUCACCGUUACUGAAACUGAGGCUCCUGGCUGCCGCAUAGUUCGCGAGAGGGUUGCCGGCCAGACCGUCGUUAAUUUCACAGUUCCGACGGCGACGCCGGCGGAAGAGGAUGUCCCUGGCGAGAAAAUAACUAUGGGAGAAGCAUUGGAGGCGGCAGGGCUUUCGCAGAGCGACAGGCCAGUGGAACAGAGUGAUGCGGCGGCGAUACAGGCGGCGGAGGUGAGGGCGAUCAAAAUGACGGCACCGAGAGGGGUGGCCGCGGCGGCUCAGUCGGCGGCCGAGAUAAAUGCUAGGAUUGCGAGGGAGGAGGAUAAGAUUACGGUUGGUGACGUGCUUAACAAUGCGACGGCGAAGCUGGCGCCGGACAAAGAGGUGACCAGGGAAGACGCUGAAGCAGUAAUGGGAGCUGAACUAAGGAAUAGGCCCGAUUUGAGGACGGUGCCGGGCGGUGUCGCCGACUCUGUCACGGCGGCUGCGCGGCUCAACGAGAAAAUGAGUAGAGCUUAAUUUUAUUUUUUUCCUGUGAAGUGGAAAAAGAAAAUAUUUUCUAGUUACAUGUUUUGGGCUACUUGGAAUGAAGAAUAAUUGUUGCUUUGCUAUGGAGAGAACGUUCAUAUGAGUAAAUAAUGACAAUCAACAGUAUAUCCAUGUUUUAAUUGAA